This is a messenger RNA of Cyphellophora europaea CBS 101466, 3309 nucleotides long. RefSeq lists its product as uncharacterized. Gene Ontology annotation, molecular function: telomerase RNA binding; telomeric repeat DNA binding. Gene Ontology annotation, cellular component: telomerase catalytic core complex. The coding region runs from base 1 to 3309 and encodes 1102 amino acids. The transcript has a single exon. Gene Ontology annotation, biological process: telomere maintenance via telomerase. Lineage: Eukaryota; Fungi; Ascomycota; Eurotiomycetes; Chaetothyriales; Cyphellophoraceae. The record is from RefSeq and is a predicted model, not a curated record.
AUGAAGCGGAAGUCAGGUCAGCAGCUGAGUGCCCUCCCAAAGAAGCAGAAGCUAUGUGAGGCCGACAAAUCCCCUGCGCGUCAGGCGCGUGUGCUGGCCUCGUGUUAUCCAUCGGUGCUAAGUCUGAGGCAAUAUUUCAUCGCUCGCCUUCCCGUCAAGUCCUCUCGCAGGAAACGCUUCAAGACAUCAUUCGAUGGCGAUGUGGAUGCAAUCCUAGACAACUGGAAGGUCGGUGUGUUGGCUAAACCUGCGCCCGAGAUCAAACGUGCCAGAUCGACUGAGCUGGCAGCCUUCACCCAGACCCAAGCUCGGGGUACAGACAACCACACCGUCGGAACGCAGACGUGCUCUCUUGAUGAAGUCGUCAACUUCGCGAUAUGGUACUUAUUCAAUAAGGCUUCUACGAGUUUUACGCGACCACGUCAUUUGCUCUGUAGUGGUCUUCAAAGGGGUGUUGCCCCUGAUGGUGCUAACAUUGUUCCGGGCGUUGCACAGGUUCAUCCGAACGAUAACCUGCGUAUCCUCAAAUGUCCUUCCUGGUAUCACAUAUUUGCGGCUCUCGGCGCCAAUGGGGACGUCAUCCUCUCAAGCUUGCUAUUAGACUGUGGUCUGUUUUUGAAGCUCGAAUCGGGCAAGGACAACUACUAUCAAGUAAGUGGCAUCCCAAUCACGGACCUGGCCAGUCCACAUAAGCCAUCUGGCGUCAAUGCCGGCGACGGCAACCGACUCAUACGAUUCUCUCGUGCUGCCUCCGCCAUUCACUUUGUUCGAAGUCGCUUGCUUUACGCCAAACCCCCACUCAAUAAGAAGAGUCAGGUCCGCUUUGGCCUGAAGCAUAUUCAUGUUCUCCAGCGCUGCUCAAAUGUUGACGACAAACGCGAGACGAUACAUAUCUUGAAGUACAUCUUCCCAAGACAAUUCAGCCUUCACAACGUAUUCACGUCUCCUGUGGAUAAAAGGCAGACUUCGCAAGCCUUCCCUGACUAUAUCUAUCGCGAAGAUGAAAUUGCGGCGAGCACGAAGCAUCCGAAGCAGUGGCUUCCACGUCGACUUAGGGGGAACGUUUUGAGACUCAUCUCCCAAAUACGCAAGCGACAUAGCAGGUGUUCCUACAGCCAACUUCUUCGACAUUACUGUCCGCUGCAGCCUCGCAGCAAACUGACGGCAGAUGAGUCUCGGGCACGAGUUUCCCAGAAAUUCACUCUUUCGUCCGGACUUGUUUCUCAAAUCUCCUACAACGAACCAAAUUACUCAGGAGCUAGACGAAAUCCGCCGGGCCCUAAUCCAGAACAUUCUUUUCUAGCACACGCAACGGAUGCGGUCUCUGUCUCGGCGUUCUGCCGGGCUGUGCUGUGGGCCAUAUUACCGAGCAAAAGCUUCGGCGAAGGUGACGACGGGCGUCACAACUGGUCGCAUGUUCUACGACAAAUAGACAGUUUUGUCAAAAUGCGACGAUUCGAGCCUAUGAGCCUUCAUCAGAUCUGUCAAGGCUUGCGGCUCAAAUGCAUUACUUGGCUGGUGCCAGAGAGCAUGACUAUCGACACCAAAUUGUCGAGAUCAGAGCGUGACAAACGCUUAGAGAUCCUGCACGAGUUUUUGUACUACCUGUUUGACUCUCUACUCAUACCUCUAAUCCAGUCGAACUUCUACGUCACGGAGAGCGGACCACAACGAAAUCGUCUCUUCUUCUUUCGCCACGACGUCUGGAGAAAGAUGGCCGAACCUGGCUUUGCCAUGGUGCGCUCUGGCAUAUACCAGCAGUUGAAGCCCACAGAGGUGAGGCGACUCUUGAACUCAAGGACUCUGGGAUACAGCCACGUAAGACUACUUCCCAAGGAAGAAGGAACGCGGACCAUCACCAAUCUCAAGCGGCGCAUAACACGCACUGUCCAUGGCAAGAGGGUUCUCGGACCAAGCAUCAACGCUCAGUUGGCUCCUGUCUUUAGCACGUUGACGUACGAGAGGCUGCGAGAUCCAGGCCGUCUCGGGUCAGCCAUCUUUUCCGUUGGAGGAUUCUAUGAGAAGCUUAAACAGUUCAAGACCAGCGUUCAUUCUGGCGCGAGGCUCUACUUUGCGAAAGUGGAUGUGCAGUCAUGCUUCGACUCAAUACCGCAGGACAACCUCCUAUACAUGAUGCAGGCCGUCAUCCGGAGAUCGUCCUACCGGACGACCAAGUAUGCAGAAACAAAACCAGCACGUGGCGACCAGAUUCGACAUAGGUGGCUCAAUCUCGCACGGCCAGCAAGUGAAGAGCCCGUCUUCUCCAAGAAUUCGGCAGAAGACUUGGCCUCUGUCAAGGUCGGCAGAGUCUUCGCUGAUACCGGCUCACACAAAGUGUGGUCGCAUCAAGACUUGUUAGCACUACUUCGCGAGCAUGUACAGAACAACGUUGUCAAGAUUGGCAAGAAGCACUUGAGGCAGAAAGAAGGAAUUCCGCAGGGCUCGGUAUUGUCCAGCAUACUCUGCAGCUUCUUCUAUACAGCGUUUGAAAUCGAUCAGUUGAGCUUCAUCGAUGCUAGGAACAGCCUCCUCAUCCGGCUAAUUGACGACUUUCUACUGGUGACAACAGACAAGAAUAGUGCUCGCAUGUUCUUGGAAGUUAUGACAAGACCCCAUAGUGACUAUGGGAUUGCUGUCAAUCCUCAAAAGACGCUGGCCAACUUUGAGGUGGUUAUUGGAAGUCACAAGAUCCCACGACAUCAAAGCACCGACUGGUUCCCCUAUUGCGGCAUGACCAUUAAUACGACCAAUUUGCAAGUUGGUAAAGAUCGUCAACGCAAGGACUGUAUCAUCAACAACGGAUUGACCGUGGAUACAACCAGAAGAGGCGGAUCAACCUUUCAUCGCAAGGUGCGACUGUCCUUUGUACAGCAGAUGCACCGAAUGGUCCUAGAUGGAUCCCUUAAUAGCGCCGAGCAGAUUCUGUCGACCCUGCUGGAGGCUUACUCGGAGACGGUAAUGAAAAUGCAUUCGUAUAGCCGGUGCAUGCCGCAACACCAGCGGCCUAGCGAAGGCCAUAUCACUCAAAUUGCCAAGGAGCUGUUGAAGCUGGGCACAAACUACGUCAGCCGGCGGCAGCCAGGUGUCGGUGCUAGGCCUUCGGACAAGUUGACCAAGAAGCAAGUUGCGUGGGCAUUGUCGACAGCUUUUGAGGGUGUGCUCGGGCACAAGCAGUCCCAGUAUGGCACACUGCUCCGACACUUGAGAGCAGUCAAACAGAGCACCGAGGUUGGGAUGGGCAUGAGCCGCAAGACUCUCAGCAAAUUGAUUGAACGACGUAAUGUAGUGUUUAGAGACUAUGUGUAUUAG